AAAAAGACGUCUAUAUCAACAAGCGGAUAUAGCGCACAAGCUAGCACGUGAAGUCAACCGCGAGCUGAUACUAUUCAUAAUCAACCACAUUAAUUCAGCAUUAAAUCUACAACAAAUAUACAUACGCAAUCACAACAAUUUAGUAUUAAUUCUACACUGUCAUUGUUCGAUCACGUUUUAAAGUAUGGGUUACCAACGUCCUCUAAAGGUGUACGACGACUACAUCCUCCUCAAGGAUUGUGGUGGUGAUCCGGAGUUGGUUAAGCUGUGGAAAGAGGGGCGGAGGAUUGCGGGUAUUCUAGACAAACUACCGUAUAGCUAUACUUUAAAAGAAGCUAAAGGUAAACAAAAGCGAGGCUGUUCUGUAUGUCGUACCUGUGAUUUUGGUGCCUAUUAUGUUACUAAUGGUAAGGUAGAUAGGCCGGAAAACGUUUGCGUGGGCUGCUUUGACAAGUGGGUGGCUAACAAGCCAUGGUACAGUACUUCAGUGUCGUCGUUCGAUAGCGACUCUACGGACUACUACGAGAGUGAAUCAGAUGCAGAAGUAGACGCAGAUGUAGAUGCAGAUGUCCAUUCGGAGGAUGUCCCUGUGGGUGCAAAGGCAAUAUCAGAGGGAAAGGAUGAGAGCAAAGUGGAAGCAGAGGAAACGGACAAGAAAAUAGAGGGUGGGGAGUUGAAUGAAAAGGCAGGGGUUGCGCACGCCGACGAAGUGAUUGCAAACACAGCGGAUAAAGAUGAGAAAGCCAAAGAUAAGGAUGCAGGAACAGGGACAGUGGCUAUUAAUUCAACUACAGAGACUGCGAAACCAGGGGAAUUGGAUGUGAACGCAGUAGGCGGCGAUGGGGAAACGGAGGGGGCUUUGAAGAGCGUCGAUGCCACGGCAGCGCCAGACCUCGAACGGCAACGACUCGCGCCAAAUACACCGGACGACACACCCACUGAGACCUCUGCGGUCAAAGAGAAUGGUCACACGGUUGAAUAAGAACCGGUGUUAGAAGUACAUGGGGUUGUCAUGACAACGUAACUUAGUGCUGUGACAAAAGUAAGAUCACAGCCGGCCCACACUGAAGCCAACUCGACACGGGCACUCACUGCCAUCACCGAAAACGCACGUGUUGAGUUCUUGUGAUCCCCGACACAGUGAUUAUCACUGCCGAGGCCUCGGUGGCGUACGCGCAGUGGGUUCUAAUUAGAACAAUCCCAGCGUCAUCGCUUGGUGCGUGCAACUUGUGCAGAGGUUCUCAACACACUCAAGCAAGUAGUACAGUUGCAGGCGUA
This is a messenger RNA of Sphaeroforma arctica JP610, 1278 nucleotides long. RefSeq lists its product as hypothetical. The transcript has a single exon. Lineage: Eukaryota; Ichthyosporea; Ichthyophonida. Bases 185 to 982 code for a protein of 265 amino acids. The record is from RefSeq and is a predicted model, not a curated record.